Eutrema salsugineum is the source of this 1435-nucleotide messenger RNA. RefSeq names its product L10-interacting MYB domain-containing protein. Lineage: Eukaryota; Viridiplantae; Streptophyta; Magnoliopsida; Brassicales; Brassicaceae. The coding region runs from base 484 to 1359 and encodes 291 amino acids. The record is from RefSeq and is a predicted model, not a curated record. The transcript has 2 exons.
CCCAAAUCCGAAUUUUGUUUCCAAUCCCUAGAGAUUCCAGUUUCCCCCGUCGGGAUCCAUGGAGGGCUUAUCCUAACCUAAUUUCAUCUCCUACAUUUCUCUAGGUUAAUCUUUCACAAGCUACUAAUGUUCCAUACUUCCGUUUAUUUCUUUUAUCUUUUCCAUCGCUUCUGAAUCUCCGUGGGUUUAAUGUCCGAUCAUGCGUAAUCGUAAUUGUCAAUGAAUUUGAAUGAGGAAGGAAACGAUUCCGCGUUGAUGUUUCGUGGUUUCUAAAUUCUAAGAAUUCCGAUGAAUCUCUUUUCAAUUUCUAGCUCAGACCGAAAAGGAUGAUCAUACACACACACACACACACACUAAGCUAAUCUGCAUCUUCUGAGAAAAUUUCAGAUAUUGUAUUUUCAUUCAUAAAUGCUCAAAAAGCAGAUUGGUGUUACGUCAUCUUCUUAAUCUGUAGUGUCCGGUGUAGUUGAAUCGCAGACGGUGAUGGAUACUGAAGCUACUCAACAAGGAAAGCAAGAGCGGUCAUCAAGAAAGAGAUGGACUCCUACACUAGACAAGGUUUUAGCUGACUUGGUUGUUAAACAGAUCCAGUCAGGAAACAGGCAGAACAAUGUUUUCGACAGGAAAACAUGGAAUAACAUAAGGACUGAGUUCAACGAGCAGACGGAACUCAACUACAACAACAAUCAGUUGAGGAAACAUCUGGCUGUUCUGAGGCAACGCUAUGACUCUUUGAGAUCUUCUAAUGCUCAGAACGAGUUUGUUAUGGAAGAUACUCGAUGUAUCUUGGGUCUUGAUUUGUGGGAAGAUUUCGGUGUACAGCCUAGGAGUGAACUGGUUAAAGUCAAUCACUGCCUUAUCUAUGAGCAGCUUUGCACUAUAUUUGGUGAUGAUUCCGCUGAGGGUAAAUAUGCUCAGUCAAGUCACUUUGAGGGACUAGAAGAAUCCAUGGCAAAUCAGAACUCAGGUUUGUUCACAUCUCCUACCAAAAGGGACAAAAUUUCGUCGGAGAGAAAAAGGAAGAGAGAACCGGAUUCAAAGACUUGUUUGGCUCCGAGUCAGAUUGAUACAGCAGCACUGGAAACCAUGGGAGGUGCUUUGUCAGAUAUGUUGACUUCUAUGAGGUCAAGGAUUGCUGAUUUGAAAACGCCAGAUGACAGAUAUAGUAUCACAAACUGCAUCAAUGCGCUUGACGAGAUGGAGAACGUGGAUGAUGGUGUCUACUUUGCAGCUUUAGACCUUUUUGAGAAUCCUGGUCUUAGAGAGACCUUUAUUUCCCUUAAAGCUAACAAGUUACGCUUGACUUGGUUGCAAGUUAAGUGCAGGAAACUCUCUCCUUCAGUUGCACAGCUAGGUUGAUUUCAAGCUAUCGUAAUAUAUAUAUAUAUAGCUAAUCGUUGUUUCAAGUAAACUAAUAGAUUUGGCCUUUUGUAUA